This is a messenger RNA of Suillus paluster, 2612 nucleotides long. Its product is annotated as FYVE zinc finger-domain-containing protein. NCBI's taxonomy places the organism in Eukaryota, Fungi, Basidiomycota, Agaricomycetes, Boletales, Suillaceae. The record is from RefSeq and is a predicted model, not a curated record. The transcript is spliced from 7 exons. The coding region runs from base 210 to 2411 and encodes 733 amino acids. Gene Ontology annotation, molecular function: metal ion binding.
AGAGGACGCCGGUGAGAGGGCGCCUCACAGAACGCACCAGCUUGUGCCCUGACGGGCUCACGAUUUCUGAUUUUGUUCGUCACCAUUCCUACGGGCGGUUCAGUGUAUCGUCCUCGUUGUUUAUGCAUUGCACAUACGGUGUGACUACCGACUUACUCACUACUUCGCAGACGUUUCGUAUAUCCAAUUGCUCAGCUGAGUGAGCUAUUAUGGAUUCGCCGACUCAAGUCCCGUAUCAGGCCUACAGAUCGAAACGGCAUUCCCGUACCGUCUCUGCUAUUCAUCUGGUUCCCAACGUCUCGCCGCCGCCUAUAUCCCGUCCAUCGAGCAUCAUCUCUACAGCUCCCUCCAUCCCAGCUCCCACGUUCACUCGUUCCCAAGAGUACUAUGAAUCUGAGAAGGUCUUGACCGUUUCCACAGAGUAUCCAACUGUCGUAACAGACAAGACUCGAGCACCCAGCGUCGAUAUAGUACCUUCGGAGGACCUUCCUUCCUCACCGACCGCCAUUGACUCAUCAACUAAUACUGAGUUACCUUCCCCUGCAAGCAUUAAUAUUGCUUUGCCAGACCCUGUUCAGGCGUCUGUACCCGAGGAGGAGUCAGUUCCACGUACAAAUGGGAAAGACAAAGAAAUCGAAGUACCAUCUUCAUCUCCCGCAUCCUCCACAAUGAAGCUGCCUGCCGCUUCUCCCAAGCCAUCCAAGUUCAGGCGCCUCCGUCCACCUACCGCAAAAUCCCCGCUUCUGAAUCCUUCGCCUCUCCGCCCGCCCGCCGCCCACUCCCCCGCACCAUCAACUAGCGUCCGUCAUCUCGAUGCACUGCAUUCACCCGCGAUGCAUAGCCGUGUCACCUCGGUUACAUCAGUGGCAUCUGCAAUAUCAGAUGGUGGUAAACUACCUCUGCCAGUCUUACUUCGACGAGAAAGCGCACCUUUCCCUCAGAAUAUUGUCAGCCCACCGCCGCGUUCAUCUUCGAUGGUUUCGCCCCUGCCACCACCAAAAAUCUACUCACCCACACCUACACCAGCAUCCCUACCGCUAGCUUCCACAUCAGCUCCAGUAUCAGCACCCACCUCAACCUCGGCUUCUCCUGCAGCGUCAACUCCAUCCCUCCCCUCCACCUCAUCUGCACCCGCAUCUUCCUCUGCGCACACACGUACAUCCACCCCUGCGCGGUCUGCAGCGCCGUAUCGUCCGGGGUUUCAACCAAGGGGUCUGUACCGCCCCCGCACGGACGAGUUUACUGAAUUACGGAAUAAACGUACUGACGAGGGGCGGGUGGAAAGGACGAAACUAGAGCGGAGACUCGAGAAGCUUAUCGCUCUACAUUUUCCUGUGGAGAAUUCUGCUGAGAAAGGCCUGGGUGCGAAGAAAGAUGAGGUCAGUGUUAAUGGAAGAGGAAGAGGAAUGGAGAAGAGGAGGGCCUCGUCGUUUUUUAAUCUUGACCUUAAGAAUAUGGAUGCGGGUGAACUGUGGAAAGGGGUACUGCAAAGCCAGAUGAAACAGGGCUCCAACGGUGAUAUUCGAGCCGCAGAGCAGCGGAUAACACCUUGGCAGGACGAUGCUGCAGUAUCCAAAUGUCCUCUAUGCACCGCUUCCUUUCACCCACUCACGAACCGUAAACACCACUGCCGCCUCUGCGGGGACAUCAUCUGCAGCCUCCCGCCAAAGCUCCCGCAGCGUCAGAGCCCCUGUUCAGUGCUCUUCGUCGUCGAUGCCAAGACACGGCGCAUCGAGGAGGUUGGGGAGGGCGUCGAUUACGGCGUGCGUCGUGCGGGCACCGGCGAUGAGGAGAAAUUUCUCCGCGGCGUCAGGGUGUGCCGCAGUUGCAGACCUGUGCUCACGCGACAGCAGUAUUGGCAGGAGAUGGCGAGCGUGCCGCCGUUUGUGAGGUUUUAUGACGCGUUUAUUAACCUCGAGAAGGAGAUCGAGGACGCCCUUCCGCAGUUUCAGGACCUGCUUCUUACGCUCAGCAAUGACGACCAGCCAACCAAAGAAGCGUCCGCAGCUCGGAAGCGCCUUCUUGAUGCCUUUGCUCAAUACGACGUUUUGGCCAAACGGAUACACGCCAUUCCGUGCAAUACAGGGUCUUCCCAGCAUCACGUGCAGCUGGCAGUGCUCACCAGGGCGAAUCUAUUUUUGCAGAAAAACAUGUUUCCACUUCAGUCUCUGCCCAAGCCCAAGAAGCGCGAUGCAACGUUGUCACCUGCAGCGCCCUUCGAGCCACCGCUUGUGGACCCCGAUUCAGACCUCGCCCACACAUUACAGCCGCUCCUGGAGCAAGAAGCUCUCCUCGAAUCCUUCGUCGGCGAGGCAAUGGCGCAUCGCAAGUUCGAAGACGCGAAGACUCUGAAGGCAAACCUCGCUGAAAUCAGAGCCGAAAUCGAUCGUAUGCUAGGAGACACGCGAUAAGACGGAGACAAGUAUAUGAUGAUAGCUGGUUCAUGCACGCAAACACAACAAUAUCUCAGGAAUCUACAAUUACAUCCGCAUCCUCAUUUUAUCGCUCGAUAGAUCUUAUGCUUUGGGGCCCUCUUACUUCACAUACACAUCACCGUCCUGUAGGAUCCAGCAUAAUAUAGGCAUGGAAAAUUGAAAGCAAGAGACAGUACU